Molecule: messenger RNA, 5460 nt
Organism: Podarcis raffonei (Aeolian wall lizard)
Lineage: Eukaryota; Metazoa; Chordata; Lepidosauria; Squamata; Lacertidae
Gene: ZCCHC2
Product: zinc finger CCHC-type containing 2
Exons: 14
Coding region: 190-3663 (1157 amino acids)
Molecular function (GO): phosphatidylinositol binding; zinc ion binding; nucleic acid binding
Source: RefSeq, a predicted model, not a curated record
CCCCCGCCCUCCGCGGGCACGCAGGCCAUCACGCACUCCCUCAGGCCGCCGCCAUCGCAGGCUCCUCAGCGAGCGCCUCAGGUUUCCUGCUCGGUGACGGAGGGCCAUGAGCGGCAGCGGCGGCUCCUGACGGCGGCGCCGCUGAGCCCGCCUCGCUCGCUCGCUCCUCCUCCUCCCUUCGCGCCGAGGAUGCUGAAGAUGAAGCUGCCGGUGAAGCAGCAGCAGCAGCAGCAGCAACGGCAGACGAUGAGCCACCAGGAGGCGGACGACGGCGGCGGCGAGGGAGCGGCGGUUGGCGGCCUGGCCAGCCACCCGCGCCGAAGCGGCUCCUCAGGGGCGGCGGCUUCCCCGGGGCCCGGAGGCCCGCCUCUGCGGUGCCUCUGCGGCUGCUCGGCCGGCGGCGCCCGCGAGGCGGUCUACGAGUGGUUCGGCCUGGCGCUGGGCUCCUCUCAGCGGCUGGAGUUCGCCGUGGGGCUGCUGGACCUGCUCAACCCGCUCGAGCUGCGCUUCCUGGGCUCUUGCCUGGAGGAGCUGGCCCGAAAGGACUACCACUGCCUGAGGGACUCGGAGGCCAAGGCCAACGGAGGAGACGCCGCCCCGGCGGCCACCGGCAACCCCGCCGCCGCCCAGGCGCAGCAACAGCAGCCGCCGCAAGCCCUCACGCCGACGCCGCCUUCCCCCCCGGGCGCCGCUGCAGCCGCUGCUUCCCCGCCUCCGGCCGCGCCUGCCCCGCCGCCGGGGGGCAGCGACUUCCGCGACCCGGCCGUGCGCUCCAAGCUCAUCGUGUACUUGGCGCUGCUGGGCUCCGAGAACCGAGAGGCGGCCAGCCGGCUGCACCGGCUUCUGCCUUGCGUGGACGCCAUCCUGCAGAGCUGCCGGCCCGGCGGCGAGGAAGAGGAGGAAGCGGCGGCGGGGAGAGGCGAGGAAAAGGCGUCGUCGGAAGAGGGCCUGGGUCUGGUGGCCCAGGAGGAGCUGCUGCUGCUCUUCACCAUGGCAUCCCUGCACCCCGCUUUCUCCUUCCACCAGAGGGUCACGCUCCGGGAGCACCUGGAGCGGCUGCGGAGGGCCCUUUGCCGCGACGUCGCGGAGGACGCGGGCGGGCUCACCUGCCGCGGGGGUCGGAACUUUUCUCAUAACUGCAUGGCAAGGAAUGAGAGCGGUUUACUUGAACAAAGGGCAGCACUUCACGAUAAACAUAUGGUAGCCUCCCACAGACCACAACAAGAAGCUGUUCAUAUUGAAAAGAUAAUGCUGAAAGGAGUACCAAGGAAAAGAGCUGACAAACAUCUGGAGUAUACUUUCAAAGUAAUCUGGUCUGAUAAUUCUAUAUCCUGUGUAACAAAAACACAUCAAGAUUUACAGGAAUUUCUACUGAAACUUCCAAAGGAACUUUCUUCUGAAGCAUUUGACAAUACUAUUUUAGGAGCAUUAAAUCAAGGGUUCCAGAAGCAAGAAGAAAGGCGACACCUAGACUUUGAACCCAUGAUAAGGCAGCUGUUUUCAACAACAUCUCAAGCUUUUCUGCAGAAUCAAAGAGUAAACAGCUUCUUUCAAUCUCUGUCCUCUGAGUCUUUGCACGUGCACAAUAAUCUCCAAUCUUCUCUGAAAACAUCUAAGCUACCAGAACAUUUCAAGGAGGACAGCUCAGAAGCUUCAAGUCAGGAGGAAGAAAUGAUACAGCACACAGUGAUUCACAAGAAACAUAAUGGGAAAUGUCCUAUUACGAACACAGUUAAUACUAAGUGUUCUUCACUGGAUGGCUUCAACAUAAAUUCUGAGCAUAACGGUGUGGCAGACUGGAGAAGAAAAGGCUGUGCUGUUCAGCAGCAUCCAGAGCAUUGCACAUUACUUGAUCAGUAUACAGGGGAGAAGAGAAUUUUGCCUGUAAUGAGCAAGAAGAAAGGAAAGCUCCAACCGGAAAAAGAUAAAAUAAAGAGAACUGACGCCAGGUUUACCAUCAGAACUAGCUGUAUGAGAGUCGCCGAUGCUCACCUCCACCCAGGAACAGUAAAAGAUUCAAAUUUAGACAUUACAAUGGGACAUGACACAUGUGGAGAAACCUCUUCAGAGAGUUACAGUUCUCCUUCUAGUCCACGGCAUGAUGGAAGGGAAAGCUUUGAAAGUGAAGACGAAAAAGACAGAGACACAGAUAGCAAUUCUGAAGAUUCUGGGAACCAAAAUGUGAUGAGAUUUGCUGGUUACGGUGCUACGGACCUCAAUAAGUCACCUGCACAGAUUUCGGUGAGAUCAGACAAUGGAAAUAUCGUAGAGGAUCCUUUGAAUCCACAGUUUCAGCACAUUUCCUUUAUACCUGCUCUGCACUACGUGGUGCACAAUGGUGCACAGAAGCCUGAAACUGUAGUCCCACCACCCAUAUCUGCUGAUGGGAAAACUUUGGGAAUGGUGGUCACAAAUGCAGCUCCUGUUGGAAUGGGCUCCACUGGUGAAUCUGAGAAACACGUUGAACUUCUGUCUUCGCCUUUGUCUACCACUUUCCUCCCGCCCGCAGUCCAGUCUGGUAGCCCUGCAUUGCAUCUAGCAAUACACAGAAUGAAGAUACCUUCGCCGCAGGCGCCGUCUGAAAAUUGUGCAGUUAGUGGACCACAGCAACAAACUGGAAACUUAAGUAUUGGAUCACCAAACACUGCCUUUAUCCCAGUCCACAACCCAGGUAACUUCCACGGGCCCACAGUUCCUACUACAGACCCAAUCUCAAAACCUUCACCCCAUGUGAUGGGCUUAAAUCAAAUGGUGCCUCAUGUUGAGGGGAACGCAGGAGUGAUCCCUCAACCUCCCAGUCUAAAAGUAGUUGUUCCUGCAGCUGGCCUCUCCACAGCACUUCCACCAGCUCCGUUUCCUGUUCCAGUGACUCUUCAUGCUACCAGUGUGUUGCCCAAUCAGAGUACGACUGUGCUGAACACUGUGGCAUCAACACCACCACCUCCAUCAUCUGGUCUGUGCGCUAGUCAGGUCCAGCCUACUGUUCCUCCUGCAAUUCCUACCCACACACCAGGUCCUGCACCCAGUCCGAGCCCUGCUUUAACCCACAGCACAGCCCAGAGUGACAGCACAUCCUACAUUAGCGCUGUUGGGAACACUAAUGCCAGUGGGAAUCUCUUGUCUCCACCGCAGUUGGGGUCUGGGCCCUGCGGGCCGUGUGGGUCUUGUGGUCGCAGAUGCAGCUGUGGGACCAACGGAAGUCUUCAGAUUAACAGUUACAUUUAUACCAAUCCACUACACGGACAGUUCUACCGAGUUCCAUCUUUCAUCCCUCUGCCAUCACUUUGCAGUGGUAGCUACCUCAACCAACCGCAUCAAACCAAUGGAGCACAGAUUCCUUUUUUCGUGCCUCGGGCCUCUUAUGCAAACGGGCAUCUGAUGCAUGACCCCGUAAUGGGGAGCCAAACCAACUACGGUAUGCAGCAAAUGGCAGGAUAUGGGAGGUUGUUCCCUGUGUACCAAGCUUCAAAUGUAGUUGCCAAUACUAAUGGAUCAGGGCCCAAGAAGAAUGGGAAUGUGUCCUGUUAUAAUUGUGGUGUUAGUGGGCACUAUGCACAGGACUGUAAGCAGUCAUCUUUGGAGGCCAGUCAACAAGGCACUUACAGAUUGAGAUAUGCACCUCCCCCACCCCCUUCUAAUGAUACGUUGGAUUCUGCUGACUGAAACCAAGUAAACAUUGCCUACAUACCAAAAUGAAGGUUGGGAAGUCUGGGGAGUUCUUUGGAUUUGAGAGAUUCCUUGUGUGUGUUUGUUUUUAUUUUUUUCCUUUUGCAUUUUUUCAUUGCUCGUGAAUGUCUGUUGUAAUACAAAGGAAGAAAGCGGUUUUGCUCCUGGUCUGACUUGCAUAAAGCAUGUUGCUAUCUCGGCCAAUCAAUCAAAAGAGUAUUUGAAUGAAUAGACUUUUGCACUGAAGAUAUGCAAUGUUUACUGCAUUUUUUUUUUAAAGAAAAGGUCAUUUAACCUCUGACUACACUGGUUGAACAGCCAUACGGUUGAAAGGGGUAAUUGGAGCAUGCUCUCACAAGCCACCUUCCCCUUGCCCUCAUUUUCUCGUGCUGCUAUUGUUCUUUCCCACCUUUUGCUGGGCCAUUAUCUCUCCAUGGGACUGGAUUGAUGUUCAGCCGUUUAUUUCUACACUAGUAAAUUCCUAUGCUUUUGAUCUGAUGGGGGCAUUGCUUGCUUUUUUUGAGAGUUUGGAAAUUCACAAUAGUACAUGUGCAAAAACGGACAAAAAUAAAGAGCUUAUAUGUGCCUAAAAGACACAAAUAAAACAUAGGAUGGGGAAGGCUUAAAGCUGUGUGUGGACCUUUAACUGAUUUCUGAAAUAGAAAUACAUUGAACAAUUUUACUUCUGUUGUAGUAUUUUUUUUUAAGCCUGUUGGUUCAAAUUGUGUAACUGGUAUGAAUGCCUUAGUUUGUGUGUCUGCAUUUGUAAUGACAGUUGGCAGCAAAUCCCUUUAUUAAACAUAUACACUACAUUGUUGAUACAAAAAUGACUUGAUUUUUAACAUCUUCCCCUUUAGUCUGUUACAGUGUUGUGUUAGAAUGUAACUGGUUUAUUUCAAUCUGGUCAAAAAUCUAUGUAUUCUACAGAACCGUCGGGUAUUUGUAUACUAGAACCAGUCUACCAAAUAGCAAUGUCACUUUCUUACGACAAUUUUACCACUGUGUGAUCACGAUAUAAUGUGAAAGGCUCUAAUGAGUGUAAAGAUUGAUCAUGUUAUAUCACAAAGUUUAACACUGCUGUAUUUUAUUUCUCAAAGCCAAGAUGUACUAAAUUGCUUCCAGAUAAUAUUUGAUUUCUUAAGUGCACUGAGUUUAUCUGGAAGAAAGCUUUUGACUGUUGAAAUCAACACUGAACUACCAUCCUUUGUGUACCCAUAGGUAUCACAAUUCAUAGAAGAAAUGUAGAUUUUGCUUUAAAAAAAGAAAAAGAUAUGCAGCAGAUGGGAAGCAGUCAAAACAGUUUCAUUUCAUUUCUAAUUGCUAAACAAGAAACUUGAAGAAGCUUGAUUUACUACAUUUCUUCAUAGAUAGCAUUUAUAUUUAUAGCACCAAUAUAUUUUGAAAGUGAGGGAGUAAAGGGGUAGAUGAGAGCUUUAAUUUAAAAAAGAAAAUUAGCAUAGGAAAUUAUCUCCGUUAUAAAAAGUACUUUUAUUUGCUCUGGGUAUGUUGGACCAUAUUAAAAUGAAAUAAUUGCUUUUGAGUUUAGUGAGGGUGUUGAAAGCACCAGUGGACUUCAUUCUCAAUUAUCUGCCAGUUUACUUUAUGGAACUUUAUGAUUUCAGAUACUGUACUGUAAAUGGGAGGUAUGUUGCCUUCUCUUUAUUUGUAUGUUUACCAUAUACUUUGAUAUUUGAAAUGUUAUGUAUGGGAAAGCUCACUUAUAUUUCUAGAACAAAUUGGAUUUUAUGCAGCAUCUUUCCUUGAAUUAACAGCAAUAAAAAGAGAAAAAAAUCA